AUGGGGGAGACCCCCUGCCCCCGGUGCCCCAUCUCCGGCCCCUGCUGCCUGGACGUUCAGGACACGGUCAUCCUCCUGGUGGCGCUCACCCUGCUGGUGCAGGUCGUCCUGAAGAUCGUGACGGUGAUCUGCCGCCAGCUCUGGAGGCUGCUCACGGGGCUCGGAGGCUUUUUUGUGCCCAAGGCACCCCCAUCCCCGCCGCCCGCCGCCACCAUCCGGAAGCCCCGCUGUCCGACGCACGACCCGAGCCCCAUCUCUCCCCGUGACCGGCGCUCCCCUCCCUGGGAUCUGCCCCUGCCUCGGCUCUGCCCCUGGGAACCCGUGCGGCUCACCGUGGACGUCAACCUGCACCGGGACCCGCCCCGGCACGACCGUGAGCCCCCCCGGGGCCUCCACGACGCACCUCGGCGCCGCCCCGAUGCUCUGGGGCCCUACCAUAACUGCACCUGCCCCCGGGCCGCGUCGGCCCCCUCUGCCCUGCCCCGCUACGCCAGCCGCCCCAAGCCGCGCCCGGCCACCAUCUCCCGCGGCACAGACGCCCGCCCGGUACCCGGGGUCCGGUUCCGCCCCACCAGCCGGGAGGAGCUGGUCCUGUCGGGGGCCGAAUCCCAGCACCAGCGGCCCACCAAGGUCUACAUCUACCCAGUCCACCCGGAGACGCCGCCUGGCAGCCGCGACCCAUCGCCCGGGCGCCGGGAGCUGCGCUGGAAGGAGAGCGCGGGGCCAGCAGGGGGCGCCAGGCAGAGCCGGGACCCGGCCACCGACACCACCGAGGAGGGGGCGGCGGAGAAGGAGGCGCUUCCCGGUGGCCGCGCCCGGUAUUUCAAAGUGCAGGAGCCCUCCAUGCGGGAUUGGGUCUACCGGCCCAUCAAGGAGCCCCAGUGGAACUGGAACCAAGUGGGCUAAAGUGGGGGGCCUGCUCUCCCCCCUGCCCCAGCUUGGAAAAUAAAGAGUAAAGCCAGGUAGCACUGGUGGGUGCCUGGCCCCAGCCCCCUGCUCUAACCACUCGACCCCACUCCCCUCCCGGAGCCGGGGAGAGAACCCAGGAGUCCUGGCUCCCAGCCCCCCCUGCUCUAACCC
Chelonia mydas (Green sea turtle) is the source of this 1080-nucleotide messenger RNA. Its product is annotated as serine/arginine repetitive matrix protein 1-like. Lineage: Eukaryota; Metazoa; Chordata; Testudines; Cheloniidae. The transcript is spliced from 3 exons. The coding region runs from base 1 to 906 and encodes 301 amino acids. The record is from RefSeq and is a predicted model, not a curated record.